Cheilinus undulatus (humphead wrasse) is the source of this 2447-nucleotide messenger RNA. RefSeq names its product phosphatidylcholine transfer protein. The transcript is spliced from 6 exons. NCBI's taxonomy places the organism in Eukaryota, Metazoa, Chordata, Actinopteri, Labriformes, Labridae. The record is from RefSeq and is a predicted model, not a curated record. Gene Ontology annotation, molecular function: phosphatidylcholine intramembrane carrier activity; phosphatidylcholine binding. The coding region runs from base 21 to 662 and encodes 213 amino acids.
CUGAAUGAAGCAGAGGCGUCAUGUCGCUGCGGUUCACCGAGGAGGAGUUUCGGAGCGCCUGGUCGGAGCUGGAUGAGCCUCAGCUGGACGGAGGAUGGGAGCUCUUCACGGAGACCAUGGGGGUCAAAAUCUACCGGCUCUACGACAAGGAAACUGGACUUUAUGAGUACAAAGUCUUUGGUGUGCUGGCCACCUGCUCUCCAGAGCUGUGUGCAGACGUCUACAUGGACCUGGCGUAUCGAAAAACAUGGGACAGCUACGUCAAAGAGCUCUAUGAGAAAGACUUCGAUGGACAGACGGCGAUCUACUGGGAAGUCAUCUACCCGUUUCCUCUGUCUAACAGAGACUACUUAUAUGUGAGGGAGCGCAGAGACCUGGACCUGGACGGCAGGAGGAUCUGGGUGAUCUUGGCCAAAAGUUCUCCAGAGACCGCGUGCCCGGAGAGGAAAGGAGUCCAGAGAGUCAAAGACUACAAGCAGAGCGUGGCCAUGGAGAGCGAUGGAGGCUGUGGGACUAAAGUCUUCAUGAACUACUUUGACAACCCUGGAGGGCUGAUUCCUAACUGGCUGGUGAACUGGGCAGCAAAGACCGGAGUUCCUGCGUUCCUGACCAACAUGCAGAAAGCCUGCAGCAGCUACAGCGCUUACUGUCAGGAGAAAUGAGCCGACGGGGCGAUGGAGGCGGCGCGAGGGCUCCUUCUGGUUUUUCCUGUUUGGAGAUGUUCUUUAACGGGACGGUCUCGGGUAAACGCGGUGCUGUACGGGCCGCCGCUCGUCUUUGGAGCAUGUUGUUGACUCAGGCAUGAUCUGCAUGACCGGCCGGCCGGAGAGAAAUAAACCUCAUAUCCUCAAUGUGCAAUCACUGCAAGGUUUAAGACAUUUUAGUGGAAGUGACAUUUAAUGAAAAGAAAAAUACAAAUUUACUGUAACUACGGAAGCCCAGAGGGGUGAGUGAGAAAAAAAAUGAAUGCAGCUGUAGUUCCUUUUCUUCAGCCCAGAGUUUUUAUUUCAGCUUUUCUGUAAGAGAAAUGCAAGAAUGUUUUUUCAUCGUCUACAUCAGAAACUACGAGGGCGUUUUAGGGCCACUGUAGAAAGAUAAAUCAGAAUGGGUCCUUCAGUUUUAAGAAAUAAAAUCUCUAAAUAUUGAGUUUAUUAAGUUAAAACUAUGAGGCACCAAACUAAGAAUUUACAUGUUGUAGAAGUUUAAAUUUGACUUUAUUAGAGUCACAAAUUUGGAGCUAGAAACUCCAAACUGUGGUGAAGUCAGAGCUUCUUCAUAGAUGCUGUCAGAGUUUUAGCCUCAGUUUAACCAACCUGUGUCCGUCUGUGUUUAAACUUCUGUGAGGAUUCUACAUCAUAAAGAUUUAUGAUCAGUGACAGUAAAAGUUAUAGUUUAACCCGGCUUUAAUCAGGUUUAAACAGCUUCACACAAGAUUAUUUUAUUCCAGAUAAAAUCUGUUUUUACUUUCAAAUUCCCAGUAUUUCAAGAUCAGUUUUUUGUAAAUUGAAGACUUGUAACUAUACUGAUUUUUAAGUUUGACAAUUUUUAGUUUUUCAAUUUUGACUUUUUAACCAAUUUUUUUGUUCUUUAAAUUUCUGACUUUUUAAACUUUGAAAGUCUGACUUUUUAAAUGGUAAAUUGACAAAUUUUUAACCUUGAAAAUUUCACUUAUUUUAAUGUGUAUUUACAACUUUUUUUAAACUCAAAUUAUUUUUUCCCAUAAGUUUCUGACUUUAACUGAAAAAAUGCUGGAGUUUUUUUUUUUUUAAGUUUAGGAUAUUAUAUAUUUUGUAAACAUUUUUUCAUGAAUUUCUAACUUAAACUAAAAAAAAAUCUUAGAGUGUUAUGUUGUGAAUUUAAGCCUUUAUAAUCAUGAAAAAAAAACCAUUUUCUUCAUUUUUAUUCCUUCAUUUCUUUUAUUUUUUUUAGAGUGGUUCUGGUACAUUUGUGAGAAAAUAAUGAACAAAAAGAGAUAAAUGUUUUCUCAGGCCUCUUGGGGCCUCCAGACGAUCUGUCCCUGCAUGUUGAACUGCUGUUUUUGUUUUUGUAAUCUCUGGACUUCUGUGAAUUUUUCUGUUGUUCAUUUUUCAUCACUUGCCCUCUCAGGCUUCCGUAGAUUUCAGCCCUAUUUGGUGAAUUUCAGUUUUUGGCAAUGAUUUAAUCUGACCUGGUUUUAAAUCUGCUGAAGGUUUUAAAUGUUCUGAAUGAAAUAUUUUCUGAAUUAUGUUUACACUGGCGUCUCCUACGUCUGCCUACGUUCACUUUAACCACUUCUCUGUAAUAACGAAGUGAAAAUCUGAGAUUUUAGAGCAAUGAUGUCUGUUUUAUGUUUAAUAGCUGGUGUAAAUAUGCUGAAGCGUACAGUAUGUCAGAUCAUACUGUAGAGAUUUACCUCUUUACCUCUGCUGGAUGUGAUUUAUGUCGUCAUGAAUUAUUACUGUGUAAUA